GCUCUCCUGGCCACACCCUCCGCUUGGGCGCAGCUGCGGCAGCUGCCCACUGUCCACGAGGCUGUCGGCUCAGACCCCCAGCUCGGAUGAAAGUAUGUCGCCCUCUGGUUGCCUGUAUCUCCUCACCAUUGUUGGUCUGAUUCUCCCUACCAGAGGACAGACAUUGGAGGAGGCCACAUCCAAUCCUCUAGCAGACUCAACCACUGUGAACGUCCAUGCCCUGAUUCAAACCCCAGAUGCAGUUCGCCCAGAACUCCAGACUUCAACCCUGCAGGCUAGUGUGGAAGUAACAGCAGCUCAGACGGAGACCCAGACACAGCACCUGACGGGAGUGAAUAUGUUUCUAACCCCAGCUCCGGGGAUGGAAGCCACUCACCCUGCUGACCCCACUAAAGGCACCACACUCUCCAAGCAGCUUCCAGACCAGGACUUCACGACAGCCCCUGCCCUCAGAACAACUGGUUCAAGUGAGGAUGACCCCUUCUCCUAUGAUGAGGCCACUCUCCGGAAACGGGGGCUGUUGGUUGCAGCUGUGCUGUUCAUCACAGGCAUUGUCAUCCUCACCAGUGGCAAGUGUAGGCAGUUGCCCCGAUUAUGCAGGAAUCAUAACAGGUGAGCCCAUCAGAAGUGGAGGCAGAUGACCUGAUGGGCACUAGAGACCGAGCCGCCGCCACCUCACCAAGCCCACCUCCUCCCUUCCCUCUCAGAGCCUACAGAAUACUCACUAAAGCCCGGCCUGAGAGGGAAGACACAGGUGGAGCCAAAGCCGGGACUGAUGGCCUGAGCCCCCCACCUUCCCAAGCCUGCCCACCUUGAAGACUGCAUAGCUCCCCAGGC
This is a messenger RNA of Pteronotus mesoamericanus, 837 nucleotides long. It is a transcript of the gene FXYD5, whose product is annotated as FXYD domain containing ion transport regulator 5. The transcript is spliced from 9 exons. Bases 95 to 616 code for a protein of 173 amino acids. Gene Ontology annotation, biological process: regulation of sodium ion transmembrane transporter activity. Gene Ontology annotation, cellular component: membrane. The record is from RefSeq and is a predicted model, not a curated record. Gene Ontology annotation, molecular function: sodium channel regulator activity. NCBI's taxonomy places the organism in Eukaryota, Metazoa, Chordata, Mammalia, Chiroptera, Mormoopidae.